Molecule: messenger RNA, 2502 nt
Organism: Larimichthys crocea (large yellow croaker)
Lineage: Eukaryota; Metazoa; Chordata; Actinopteri; Sciaenidae
Gene: mapk9
Product: mitogen-activated protein kinase 9
Exons: 12
Coding region: 259-1521 (420 amino acids)
Biological process (GO): protein phosphorylation
Molecular function (GO): MAP kinase activity; ATP binding
Source: RefSeq, a predicted model, not a curated record
CCCGCAGGCUUCGCUGCUUGCUGUGACGUUACCCUCCUCCGCGCCCGUCCCUCUGUGCUGCCGCUGGAGUUAGCUUUGGGAACUGUCUGGACGGGGAAGGGUCUAUCUGUCGUGACAGCCCGUUAUCCUGAACUUUUACCAGUCUAGGCAGCGCCUGGAAGACGGAGAGAGUGUUUUAUCUUUGUUUUCGAUGCAUGGGAGUGCCCUGGGAACGGCGAAGGGAGAAGACAGUGCUGGUGGUCCUGACUGUUCAGCAGGAUGAGUGAGGCGGAGGGUCAGUUCUACAGUGUUCAGGUGGGAGACUCCACCUUCACUGUUCUCAAGCGCUACCAGCAACUCCGCGCCAUUGGCUCCGGGGCCCAGGGCAUCGUCUGUUCUGCUCUAGAUACAGUCCUCGGCAUACCGGUGGCGGUGAAAAAGCUGUGUCGGCCCUUCCAGAACCAGACUCAUGCUAAGCGUGCCUACAGGGAGCUGGUGCUGCUCAAAUGUGUCAACCACAAAAAUAUCAUCCGUCUGAUCAAUGUGUUCACGCCUCAGAAGUCCCUGGAGGAAUUCCAGGACCUGUAUCUAGUGAUGGAGUUGAUGGAUGCCAGCCUAUGUCAGGUGAUCCACAUGGACCUGGACCAUGAGAGGAUGUCCUAUCUGCUCUACCAGAUCCUCUGUGGCAUCAGGCACCUGCACUCUGUUGGCAUCAUCCACAGGGACCUGAAGCCCAGUAACAUUGUGGUGAAGUCAGAUUGCACUCUAAAGAUCUUGGACUUUGGCCUGGCUAGGACGGCCUGCACUAACUUUAUGAUGACCCCCUACGUAGUGACCAGAUACUACCGUGCCCCAGAGGUCAUACUGGGCAUGAAGUAUAAGGAGAAUGUGGACAUCUGGUCAGUGGGAUGUAUCAUGGGAGAGAUGGUAAAGGGCAGCGUCAUCUUCCAGGGCACCGACCACAUCGACCAGUGGAAUAAGGUGAUUGAGGUUCUGGGCACGCCCAGUCUGGAGUUUAUGAACCGACUCAUGGAGACUGUGAGGAACUAUGUGAUGAACAAGCCACAGUAUCCGGGUGUCAGCUUCGCAGAGCUUUUCCCGGACUGGGCCUUUCCUUCUGACUCAGAACACGACAAACUGAAGACAGGUCAAGCACGGGACCUGCUGUCCAAAAUGCUGGUCAUUGAUCCUGAAUCUCGCAUCUCCGUAGAGGACGCCCUCAAUCACCCGUACAUUCAUGUGUGGUACGACCCUGCAGAGGCCGACGCGCCUCCUCCCCAGAUUUCAGAUAAGCAGCUGGAAGAGAGAGAGCACACCAUCGAGCAAUGGAAAGAACUCAUUUAUGAAGAGGUGAUUGACUGGGAGGAGAGGAACAAGAAUGGACUGAUGAAAGAAGACUGCUCAGAUGUGGUGUCAGGUUCAGCCUCCCAGUCCUCAUCAGCCAACGAUAUCUCAUCCAUGUCCACGGAGCAGACCUUGGCCUCGGACACAGACAGCAGCAGCAUUGACACACUGACGGGACCACUGGACGAGAGUCAGUGAACACAGUCCAUGGCCACAUGUGUCUGCCUGUCUGCUUGCCUCAGUUCCCAUUUACAAUAUCCAAAUAUCACUUUCCUUUCUCCUCUUUGCUCCCUUAUCCCCCCAUUUUCUGAAUUCUUUUGUUCUACCUUUUUUUUUUACGCUGCAUUUCUCUUCUUUACUCUUCAACCUCAAUGAAUAGGUCUAUUUUUCUAUUUUCUUUUCGUUUGUGAUGAUGUGGAAACUUCAGACUUUGUUUUUGGACUGCUGCUUAGAGGUCAAAGCUAUCUAUCCUGUCUGUUGGGUCAAAGGUUUAUCUUUCUCUUCCUUAUGGAUAUUGUUUAACUUGAUCAAGUAUAUAUGAUGUAUGCAUCCAUUUGGAUUUUCAGGUUACCAGGAGAAGGUGGGGGAUUGUUGUUUGUUCUGUAUGCCUGUGUUUUAAUAGUUUUAUUUUUUUAGCGAAUAUUAAGUUGAGACCAGAGGUUCUUGUCAUCAAAUUAGAGCAGACACGUACUGAACAUAGACCACAGCUGCCAGCUGCUCUCAUGCAUGUCGCGCCAAUACGAACAAAAUCUUACCAUAAGUAGAUCACACAGACACAUCUGAUGUCCAUCGAACACUCAUCUGAAGUUUGACUGAUCCUUUAGCUAGCUUGCUGUGUUGCAGAUCUCCACAGUGGUGCUAUCUGCACAGUGUUUUUUCUUUCAUGAAUCGGCUUGAGUGAUGUGGAUUUUGAGCUUUUCCUCCUGACAGCUGGGGGAAGCUGUGAUUGCAGUGUUACAGUUUUAUUUCCUGAUAUAACGUACUGUAUGUAAAGAUGUCAUGAUCUGAUGCUCAUAGUGGCUGUAGACUAUUUCUCUACUUAUAGAUAAGGUGUGCUUGUUUUGUUAAGAAACUCAACAUAUAUUGCAAUCGCCCCCAUUUGACAUAAGGUACUGAAUAAUAAUGUGUAUAUCAAAAGAAUAGUUCACAUAAAUUCGGGAGAGGCAAAAAAAAAAAAAA